AUGGCCGAUAUUACUUUGCCCGAGCCCUUUGCGAGCAUCCCCAGGGAAUCGUUCCUCUUUGGCCCAUCCCCUAUUCAGCACUUGCCAAGGAUAUCUGAGGCACUGGGUGGUAAGGUGCAGGUCUAUGCCAAGCGAGAGGAUUGCAAUUCUGGAUUGGCAUACGGUGGCAACAAGACCAGAAAGCUUGAAUAUCUUGCCUCGGAGGCUUUGGCACAAGGAUGCGACACUCUUGUCAGCAUAGGCGGCGUCCAGUCCAACCACACUCGCCAAGUUGCUGCUGUUGCCACCAAGCUGGGGUUGAAGAGCGCACUGGUACAGGAGCACUGGGUCGAAUGGGACGAUCCCCAUUACACAAAGGUCGGCAACAUCCAGCUCUCCCGAGUGAUGGGUGCGGACUCUCGUCUAGACCCAUCCGACUUUGGAAUCGAGCACAAGGAGACCCUCAAGAAUCUGCAGAAGGAGUUGACCGACGCCGGGCGUAAGCCUUAUUACAUCCCGGCGGGUGCCUCGGACCACCCACUGGGCGGCCUGGGCUUCGCGCGGUGGGCUUUCGAGGUCGAGCAGCAGGAGAAGGCGACGGGAGUCUUCUUCGACACCAUCAUCGUCUGCGCGGUUACCGGCUCGACCAUGGCAGGUAUGGUGGCGGGAUUUAAGCUGGCAGAGAAGCUGGGCUCGCGGAAGCGCAAGGUGAUUGGCAUUGACGCCUCCGCCAAGGUUAAGCAAACAUUUGAUCAGGUCCUGCGGAUCGCGAAGGCGACGGGUGUGAAGAUCGGACUAAAGGAAGACGACAUCACAGAGAGCGAUAUUAUCCUGGACGACAGGUAUCACGCCGGUGUUUACGGCAUACCCGACCAGCAGACCCUUGAGGCCAUCAAGUUCGGUGCGAGCACCGAGGCGUUUAUCACCGAUCCUGUGUAUGAAGGCAAGAGUUUGGCUGGUAUGAUGGACAUCAUCAAGAAAGGAGAGCUACCAGCGGGAAGCAACGUGCUGUACGCCCACUUGGGAGGCCAGCUUGCUCUGAAUGCUUACUCUUCUAUACAAUAG
Molecule: messenger RNA, 1044 nt
Organism: Neoarthrinium moseri
Lineage: Eukaryota; Fungi; Ascomycota; Sordariomycetes; Amphisphaeriales; Apiosporaceae
Exons: 2
Coding region: 1-1044 (347 amino acids)
Biological process (GO): amine catabolic process
Molecular function (GO): 1-aminocyclopropane-1-carboxylate deaminase activity; D-cysteine desulfhydrase activity; pyridoxal phosphate binding
Source: RefSeq, a predicted model, not a curated record